Messenger RNA from Nicrophorus vespilloides, 5058 nucleotides. It is a transcript of the gene Iml1, whose product is annotated as DEP domain-containing protein 5. Gene Ontology annotation, biological process: positive regulation of autophagy; intracellular signal transduction; negative regulation of TORC1 signaling. Gene Ontology annotation, molecular function: GTPase activator activity. The record is from RefSeq and is a predicted model, not a curated record. The coding region runs from base 449 to 4978 and encodes 1509 amino acids. The transcript is spliced from 20 exons. Gene Ontology annotation, cellular component: GATOR1 complex; lysosomal membrane. Lineage: Eukaryota; Metazoa; Arthropoda; Insecta; Coleoptera; Silphidae.
UAGUGUAAAUUGUGUUGCCUAUGUACGCUCGGUAACCUCAAAACUGAACGUCAGAUGAAAGCAAAAGCGAUUGUUUUGUUUUACGAGUGUUUGUUUUUGUUUUGUUUUUUCUUCAAUUUUACUUUCGAUCCGGUACGUUGUUUUCCUGUUGUUUCUUCAGACUUUUCCCCGUCCACCCCUCAUCUCUCACACACAGCACAUGCGAUCGCGUAAUUUAAGGUCAAUAACAGUACGUCCAGGCGAUAUUUCAAUGUCAACGAUGUUUACGACCGUCACGUUCCUGCUAAUUGCCGAAAGAUGAUUCUAUGAUGAUGAUGAUGUUAAUGAUGAUAUCUUAAGUUGAGUGGUGGUGGUGGAGGAGUAGUUUAUUCUUCGUUAUUUAAACGCAAAGUCCAUCGAAACUGAAAGCGCUCUCUCAGUUCGCCCAAAGCGAAUUUACGAAACGAAAAUGAAGCAGUUCAGACUUGUCGUGCACCAGAAGGCUUUCAGCUCGGAGGAUGUGGUGAUGAAUCUUUGUUACUACGAGCAUGCCAAAGAGGGUGACACUGUGGAGAUCUAUGAUGCUGAGGAGAACAAUCCGAGGCUGCUGCUGCAGAUCAAGGAGGCUCAGACUGUCGCCAAAGACACCAUCAGCGUGGAGCAGACGAUUGCGAACGCUUUCGGUCUGAGACCGUUCCAGCAGGUCAACGUGGAGAUCGUGAAUCCUGCGGACGUUGCCUUGGACUCGAUCGAGCUGACGUUCAAGGAUCAGUACAUGGGUCGUUCGGAGAUGUGGAGAUUGAAGAACAGUUUGACCAAUACGUGCGUGUAUAUUAACAAGAAGAUAGAGUUCUGCGGUGGGACGGUGCGUUGUCAGGUGUACGAGAUGUGGUCGGUGGGCGAUAGAGUCGCCUGCGGUGUGAUCACGGACGACACGAAGGUGGUGUUCCGAUCGUCCACGUCGAUGGUCUACCUCUUCCUGCAGAUGAGCUCCGAGAUGUGGCAGUUCGACAUACACGGCGACCUGUACUUCGAGAAGGCGGUCAACGGAUUCCUCGCGGAUCUCUUCACCAAAUGGAAGAAGAACGGGAGCAACCACGAGGUCACGAUCGUGCUGUUCUCGAGGACGUUCUACGAGGCUAAAUAUUUGGAGGAGUUUCCACUGCAUAUGCGCGAGUGUCUGCAGAAGGAUUACAAGGGACGGUAUUACGAGGAUUUCUAUCGGGUGGCCGUGCAGAACGAACGGUACGACGAUUGCUCGGGAAUCCUCGAACAGUUGAGGCGAUUGUUCUCCGAGUAUCUGAAGAUGGUGCUGGAUUACCAUUCGAGGCCUGGAUUGAAGAUACCCGCCGCGACGAACAGCACCGCGGCUCAAGGGAAUUUCCUGGAGGUGCUGAACAUGUCGUUGAACGUCUUCGAAAAGCACUACCUGGAUCGCAGCUUCGACAGGACCGGUCAGCUGAGCGUCGUGGUCACGCCCGGAGUGGGCGUGUUCGAGGUGGACAGGGAGUUGACGAACAUAACCAAGCAGAGGAUCAUCGACAACGGCGUUGGAAGCGAUCUGGUGUGCGUGGGGGAGCAACCGCUGCACGCCGUCCCACUACUCAAGUUCCACAACAAGGAUACUUACUUGAAUGUGCCCGACGAUUACUCGAUGCCGCACUGGAUCAACUUAUCCUUUUACUCGACCAACAAGAAAGUCGCUUACUCCAAUUUCAUUCCGCGCAUCAAGAUUCCCCCGAUGACCGAGUGCAGAGGCAAGGAACUGCCGAAAGCCAAUCUGAGGCCGGACGAGGAGUACAUCCACAACACGUUCUUCGAUUACGACGCGUACGACGCCCAAGUCUUCCUCAGUCCCGCGCAUCUGGCCCACGAGAUCGGCUACAGCAAAUCGACGUCCCGCUACAAACGUACCUCCGGCAAACUGCUGGAUCCCAAAGAUAUUAAAGGGCAACGACGGAAGAUGUCCGAUCCCGAUAUUCAGCACGUCUCGAGCGACAGCAGCUCGCAACGAUCGCAACCCAUCGCCAUUCCACCAGCUGCCAGUCCGGUCUCCCCUCACGAAGCAGAGAAGACGUGGACCGGUUGCGGCGCCAACGACAGGGAACUCUCACCGCCGAUGCGAAUGGUCGUCGGUUCCGAAGGAAGUCCACCGCUCGAAUCCAGAGCGCUGAUCAAUCCGUUCGAUCCCUCCCACGUCACCAUCAAACUCACCUCCAACAGACGCCGAUGGACUCACAUCUUUCCCAAAGGUCCAACUGGAAUGCUGAUCCAGCAACAUCAUUACCAGGCGGCGCAGACGUACGCCGACCUCAAGUACCCGGUGGGCGCGUCGUCGGAGAAGGCGCCCGUCCUGGCCAGGUCCCUUUCGAGCGCAGCCCUCCAAGAAUAUUGCAAGAAGCGAAUCGGUGCGAGCGCCAACUCUCAAUCGUCGAACGUCUCCACGAAGAACCCGAAGAGUUUGACGCUUCUGUGGGGCGCGACCGGCGAACAGGAAUGGACACCCGCACUGACAACAGCUGUCAAUGAUAUACUAAUAGGCGUCGAUUGGAAGUCGCUGACGAUACCGGCCUGCCUCCCCAUCACGACCGACUACUUUCCCGAUAAGCGCGCCCUGCAGAUAGACUACGUCGUCUCGCUGUACCAUCUGCUGCCGGACGACGUGAACGCGGAUUACGCGCAGAAGAGGGCGAUCUACAAGAAACCGUUGACGACGCCCGAAGUCUUCGUCGAGUUGAUCUCGCAGCGACUGGCGCAGGGUUUCCAGCUGAUCAUGUUGCCCGCCGGCAUGGAGAAGAACGGUAACGGGAUGCUGCAGAACGGAUCCAACACCGGUUCGUUGGUGAGGAAGAGGACGACCAACGCGGAGGCGGAGCAAACCAAGACGUACUUCCUCUCCAUCGGACGUCUCUUCCACAAGAUCUCUCUGACCGGAAACUCCAUCACCGUCACCAGAUACAGACCCAGACAUCCGUAUCCGGGCUUCAAUUAUCAGUACCGUUACCGAUUCCACGCCCCCUUGCACGACACCUACGAAGAGUCGUACGCCACGUUCACCACCGAGAAAUUGGAGCACUACAAUUGGAACUAUCUGGAUCACUACAUCUGCACCAGAGGCGACACCGAUUUCGUCUUCGUCGACGCUUUGAAAUACUGGAGAUUCCGCAUUUAUCUUCUUCCGUUGAACAACGCCGCCACCAAGAGGAUCAUCGACGGCAACAAACAUUGCGACAUCUACGCCAUACCGAGCGCUACAGAUCACCAGCAGAUGGUCGACGGUUUCAUGAAGUUCAUCGAGACUAUAGUCAACAAGUUCAAGAGACCCGGUAUCUCGAAGAAGCCACGGAUGUCGUUGAGCGUAGCUAGCCAGCACGGCCCCCUGAUCAUCCAGCCCAGGCGUAAUAGCAUGAGCGCUGUGAGUUCCAUGCAGAGCAACAUGCAGCAGUGCAGUUCGCCGAUGCGGGAGCGUUUAGGGAGCAAUCACCGUAUGCAGGACAGACACAGGCCAAGGUCCGGGUCGAAGGUCAUGGAACGAGGGAGGGUGUCACCUGCGGUAGAUGGAGCCAACGUGUCGACUUCCACAGCCGCCUCUUCGUACCUAGACAGUCAGAUGCACGAUGGCAACACUGAAGACAGCAGCGUUAAUCAAGAAGCUCUUUUGAAAUCGACGGCCACUCACGAGGAUAUUCUAGAAGCGAUGAAGCAUCCGGUUUCCGGAGUCGGUUUCCUCACGACCCACCAAAGUUUACCUUCGGCUACGUUCGUGUCCGCCGACGCUGCCAAUUGGCUGCUCACCAAUAUGGAGGGCGUGGACGUCUUGGAGCAGGCCGUCCAGAUUCUGAUCUCGAUGCAGAAGGAGGGGCUCAUCUGUCACGCGAGCGGUGAAUUCGCGAAACCCUUCCUCUUUGGCUUCUAUCUGUACUACAUAGUGAACAUCGAUAAAGAUGAUAAUUACUGCAAACCAUUGGAAGAUCUGCAAAGCUUCGAAAAUGAGUGGGUGGAGAUCGAGGUGAGACCGCCCAUGAAUUGGGGCAUGGGCGUGGCUCCGAGUGCAGCCGGAGUGGACGACGUCGAAAGGGGCGUUCCACAUUUCUUGCGCGAAGACAUAGACAUUGCGUAUCUGCAAGGUGAACUGGAUGCUCCAAUUUUCAAGCGGACGCAUUUGGAAAUCGACGUGAACACGAAAAGUGAUAGAGUGGAAUGGGGCCACGCCCGUUAUCAGACCGUGUUCCGCCCAGAUCAAGCCUAUGAAUUGGUGGUGGAAUGGCUCACGGCGUCCGGUUCGAUAGUUGCCGAAUUGUUGUCUGGUUGGGGUCGGAAAGCGCAGCAGUCGUGCGGUCUGCAGAUGGUGCCGAUCCCGCACGAUCCACUCGCCCUGCCCUAUUCGAACAAGUCGGAUCCGUUGCGCGGACCGAUCUUCGUUCCGCUGAACACUCGCUGCCUGGAGUCGAAGGACGGACUGUUCAAGGAGUUCCGUGAGGAUUCGCAGAUGGACAGGCUGUUCCUGUUCCAGGAGGCGAUCGUCGCCAAGUUCGGAUUCAUCCCUUGCCUGAUGGAACCGCAGAACACUGCCGUCGCCCAGGAGCAUCAGUACAUCCACUGCACCGGUACCGUUUUCAUAUUAGUGACGAGUCCGGCGCCGAAGCCCAGACACCGGUGCAUGUCCAUCAGCAAGCAGAGGUCGACCGGAAGAUACUCGGAGCAUGCCGAUGUGGUGCCGAGUCCGCACGAAGCCUACAUCACGCGACACGUGAGCGGCAAGAACAAGGAUGAUUACGAUAACACGAGAAGGAAAGGGUUCCUUUGGUCGUGGAAUCACAUGGUCAGUCGCAGAUGGAGGACGAACGUCGUCGUCGACAACAAUUUCCAGACGAAGUUGCUGCGCGAUUUUCGCGAGUUCUGCGCAAAUCGCGACGACAGAUUGAGGACGUACUGGGAGGCGAGUUGGUUGACCAAAGAGAUGGCAAGCACUAUGUCCAAAGGCUUGACGUUAUCUUAAACCGCCCAUUCAAAUGGAGACAAAAACAGAGAUAUAUCAAAGAAAUAUCAAAAAAAAAAUCUUUGUACGCUGCAAGAGAA